ACCUAAACUUUAAAAAAGGAAAUCCAGCUGGAGCCACGGGACACUUCCUUUUCUCCCACAGAGACUUUUUUAAAUUUUUUUCUGGGAAGAUCCAACGAGGAUAAAAGUUGCGAGAACUUUUACGCACGAAAAGGACCCAGAUGUGCUUCAGUCAGAUACUUUUAACUAUUUGGCUGUUUUAUUUUACAAAGUCAAGUUUAGCGUAGUUUGAAGGGCGCCUGCUCUUUUAGUCGCGAUAAUCGUUCACAGGAAAAAAAAAACUUUAAAGACGAGAAAGGCAAAAGUCUUCGCAUCACGUCUGGAUUAUCUGACCUGUGCCAACAGAUCAUUGAUCGCCAAUAAUUAUUUUAUUAGGAUCGAUCGACUGAGUAAGUUCAGUAGUUUGCGGUGUUGAUAUAUAGUCCACACGCGGCUGGGGUUGUCCAUCAAGUGUGCGUCAGAUCAGACCGAAGACAGACUGAGCACUGAGACUUUUAGAGGUUCUUGUUUGUGCGUAAUUUCGCAUGAAGUCAGCGAGAGGCAGAGCGACCCUGAUGUUCCUCCGGCUGACACAUCCUCUGCACCGCUCACACUGAGGCUCUCUUCACUCGCCUCCAUCCUCUGAGCCCUCACACACUGGACUCUGAGACCAGCGGCGUUUGGAGAACGAUAUUUUCAUUCUCCCAAAGUGUCCUGCUCUUCUCAAACAACCCAGUCAGGUGGCACUGACCCAAGCUGUUGUGAUGCAUAUUCCCGUAGAGCCGCCCACCACCAGACGGUUCACGCCGCCCUCCACGUCCUUCCCCUGCAGUAAGAUCGUGGACGUCAACGGGGCCAUGGCCACCCCGGGGCCCCUCAGGUCGCGACCGGACACCCGGAACGUGGUGGACGUCCUGGCGGACCACGCCGGCGAGCUGGUGCGCACCGACAGCCCGAACUUCCUCUGCUCCGUGCUGCCGUCUCACUGGAGGUGCAACAAGACGCUGCCCGUGGCUUUCAAGGUCGUGGCUCUCGGGGACGUGCCCGACGGCACGCUGGUCACCGUGAUGGCCGGGAACGACGAGAACUACUCGGCCGAGCUGAGGAACGCCUCGGCCGUGAUGAAGAACCAGGUGGCACGCUUCAACGACCUGCGCUUCGUGGGCAGGAGCGGACGAGGGAAGAGCUUCACUCUGACCAUCACCGUGUUCACCGGACCCCCGCAAGUGGCCACGUACCACCGCGCCAUCAAGGUCACCGUGGACGGACCCCGGGAACCGCGCAGGCACAGAGUGAAGAUGGAAGACCCCCAGAAGAUGCAGUUCUCCGACAGGUUGUCAGAGAUCGAGCGCUACCAGCGGACUAUGCGAAUAGGCCCGGUGAACAACAAUCCCCGCCCCAUGCACCAAACCCACCUCAGCACCACACAAGCCCUGUGGCAGGAGCAAAUGGAGACCCCCGCUCUGAAGACAUGCAAGGUGGAGGAGGACCUGAGACCAUGGCCAGGGUCUACAGAUAUCUUCCAACAGAGGAGCAGCUUCCCAUCUCUCUCGCCGCUGACUGACCCCCGCUUCUCAGACCCUCGGAUGCAUUACCCCGGGGCCUUCCCCUACUCCGCCAACACCUCCAGCAGCGGCAUCAGCGGCCUCAGCAUGUCAGCCUCUUCUAGAUACCACACCUACCUGCCGCCACCCUACUCGAACAACCAGACCCAAAACUUCCAGUCCAAUUCCUACCUGUAUUACGGCGCAGGCUCUGGAUCCUACCAGUUCUCCAUGGUUGCGCCGGGGAACACCGGAGGGGAGCGCUCCCCCACACGCCUGCUGUCCUGCUCGGGCGCCGGUGGCCCCGGAGGGACCAACAGCCUGAUGAAUCCCGGCUUGAACAACCAGAGCGAGGGCGUGGAGGCCGACGGCAGCCACAGCAACUCCCCCACGGCCAUGAGUGCCUCGGGCCGCUUGGAUGAGUCCGUCUGGAGGCCUUACUGACUGACAGACAGCUAGACAAUCAAGAUGGUGCGGGAGAGAGUGAGGAAGGAAAAGGAAAAAAAAAAAGAAAAAAAGAAAAAAAUGCUGAACACUGAAAGAAAAGAAAGAAAAUCAAGCAAAAAUAACAGAAAAGCUGCAUGUUUGUCUUUUAUUUCUCCAGCACUAGCUUUAAAGACUUUGUGUUUUACAACUCUCCCAAGACUUCCAUGUAUUUUGUACAUUUUGAGUGAACUCCUGCACCGUGCUGAAACAUGUAUUCCUAAGAGACUCUGAAAGCCUUUUAAAACGGAGAUAAUGCUCAGCGGAGACUGUAAGUAGACAUGAGGGUAAGAAAAAGCCAUAGUAACGUUUCAGGAAGAGUUUUCUGACAUAAACCAAAGACAAAAGAAGGUAGGAAGGUAUGAAAUCCAUCAGUGCAGCGGAUGAACUGAAAAACCGCAGCAGACACUCAUCAAGCCGACCGGUCAGACUGAUCCAACUUACAUGGACACUGGACAUGAGCAGUCACACUGAACUUUUCCUCCAGGAGUGACUCUGACAUCCUUCCGCGGCAUGGCUGCACUGCUGUAGCGAUCGGUUCUUUCAAGGUCUAGUUUCUGCAACAUUUAAACAUUGCAAAAAACUGUCAGUUGUGAAACAUCCUCACAAGCGUACAGUGCGUCUAUGCAGUGCCUUAUCGCCUAAUUCAUCAUCCAUACGAACAUUAACAGCCAUUGGUGCUACAGUAUAACAUUCGGUGGAUGUGUCAACACAAUUGCUCCAUAUUUGAGAGAAAAGCAUUUUAAUGUGGCAGGACUUAUACGUUUAAGGACAUAAAUUCUCCUCUGCUGUGUCAUCAGCGAAUCACGUUUCAACAGGACACUGGCUGAUAUUUAGAAGAAUGUAAAAGUCAAAAAAGCAGAGGAGUCUUUAUUGGGUUUCUUUUUCUGCAGGUAUAUUUAUAGUCCUGUUGUGUCUUCUCUUUAAUUUUUCUUUAAAAUGUAUUUUCCAAUCCCCAUUUUCUCUGCAAAGAAAAGUCUGUCUGGUUUUUGCAACCGGAUGACACGGUUUACUUUUGAUAUUUAUUUGAGCCAAAUUGUGAGGAAAUGUGCGCAUAAACCCCAACAAAUCCUUGAGCAUUUCUCGCUACCUUUCCUUUUUUACAUAUAUAUGAAUAUAAAUGCAUACAGU
This is a messenger RNA of Limanda limanda (common dab), 3116 nucleotides long. RefSeq names its product RUNX family transcription factor 3 (gene runx3). Bases 723 to 1946 code for a protein of 407 amino acids. NCBI's taxonomy places the organism in Eukaryota, Metazoa, Chordata, Actinopteri, Pleuronectiformes, Pleuronectidae. Gene Ontology annotation, cellular component: nucleus. Gene Ontology annotation, biological process: hemopoiesis; regulation of cell differentiation; regulation of transcription by RNA polymerase II. The transcript has 6 exons. Gene Ontology annotation, molecular function: RNA polymerase II cis-regulatory region sequence-specific DNA binding; ATP binding; DNA-binding transcription factor activity, RNA polymerase II-specific. The record is from RefSeq and is a predicted model, not a curated record.